AACGAUAAACACAAAAAGGAACCCUCCCGUCGAUCCCGAAGCGCACCUGUCGUAUUAAAGAUAGGGAGCAGUAAGUGGGCCCACAAGGAAAUCAGAGCGACAGUAAGUUAGUAGUUGGAGACCAACCCAACUGCUGCACUUUACUCGCCCUACCUCCCCUUAUUUUACCAUUCAUCUUCCCCAACUCCUUCACCGCCGGCUCCCACGAAGCGCCAUGAAGCCUGCUCAGCGCCGAUCAGGAAUCGGGAAGCAACUGUUGGUUGCGGCGGCGCUGGUGUUUGGGGUGGGGAGUUGGUUAUACGCUGAAAUCCAGUCUCCGCCGCCGAAGUUGUGCGGGUCGGAGGGUGGACCUCCGGUGACGGCGACGAGGAUCCGGCUUCGGGAUGGGCGACAGCUGGCUUACGAGGAGACGGGAGUGUCGAAGGAGAGGGCCAAAUUCAAGAUUAUUUUCUGCCAUGGCUUCUCAAGCACCCGACUCGACGUCAUCCGAGCUUCCACUGAAAUAAUGGAAGAACUUGGAGUGUAUUUGGUGAGCUACGACCGAGCAGGCUACGGCGAGAGUGACCCAAACCCCAAACGAUCGCGUAGAAGUGAGGCUUCAGACAUUGAAGAGCUUGCAGAUUCCCUCAAUUUGGGCUCCAGAUUUUACCUCAUCGGCUACUCUCUAGGAGGCCAUGCUGUUUGGGCAUCUAUCAAGUACAUUCCUGGAAGGCUCGCCGGAGCCGCACUCCUUGCUCCGGUGAUAAACUACUGGUGGCCGAGCUUUCCGGCAAACCUAACGGAGAAGGCUUACAAUGAGCAGGCUGUAGGAGACCAAUGGGCGCUGAGAGUAUCGCACCAUGCACCAUGGCUGCUUCACUGGUGGAUGAAGCAGUCAUGGCUGCCCACAUCAACUGUUGUGAAGGCGACAACACCUCUUCCGAACCGCCGCGACGCGGAGAUCAGAGAAUGGGCUGCUUCCAAUGGAAUGAUUGAAAAGAGGAGGAAGCUAGCGACGCAGCAAGGGGUAGAGGAGUCAUACUACCGGGACAUGAAGGUAAUGUUCGGUAAGUGGGAGUUCGAUCCAAUGGAUCUCCACGAGCCGCCCUUCAGGGUUCAUCUAUGGCAGGGCGAUGAGGAUGGGCUGGUGCCGGUCACUCUGCAGCGAUAUGUAUGCCAACGCCUUGACUGGAUCGAGUACCACGAGCUCUCCAUGACCGGCCAUUACCUGUCGGCCGUGCCCGGCUUCGGUGAUCUUCUUCUCAAGACCUUUCUGGUUAGGUCCCAAGCAAUAUAGUUAUUUAUGCUAUGCAACACGUCGAGAGUAUUAUAGUUAAUUUUAUACUUAUUUUGUGUACACGCCAUGCAAAACUAUUGCGAUAGCUCUAUUUACAUAUUUUAUAUGAUGAAGAACUCUUUGGUUCGGCGUAUUUAUGCGUUUGUAUAUGUA
Molecule: messenger RNA, 1429 nt
Organism: Phalaenopsis equestris
Lineage: Eukaryota; Viridiplantae; Streptophyta; Magnoliopsida; Asparagales; Orchidaceae
Exons: 5
Coding region: 215-1276 (353 amino acids)
Source: RefSeq, a predicted model, not a curated record